Molecule: messenger RNA, 220 nt
Organism: Sphaeroforma arctica JP610
Lineage: Eukaryota; Ichthyosporea; Ichthyophonida
Exons: 1
Source: RefSeq, a predicted model, not a curated record
AGAGAACUACAAACCGCCGGCAUCCAAGGCCGUUAUAGACGCUCUGCCCACAUCUCUAAUCAACGCCGAGGAUGAAGGUAGGUAUAGGCUAUAUGCAGCGCACUGUACGACCCAGAAGUACCUGAACAUUGUCUGUGUGAGUAUCGUGGAUGCGAGUGCUUGCUCACAGCCUUAUACAUGCGUGUCGGUUGGUAUAUCGACUGCAAUUGUUGAGGCGUAA